UCACUGCACGCCAACAUGCCUGAACCAGCGAAGUCUGCACCCAAAAAGGGCUCAAAGAAGGCCGUCACCAAGACCGCCGGCAAAGGAGGAAAGAAGCGCAAGAGGUCCAGGAAGGAGAGCUAUGCUAUCUACGUCUACAAAGUGCUGAAGCAGGUUCAUCCUGAUACUGGUAUCUCUUCUAAGGCGAUGGGAAUCAUGAAUUCUUUCGUCAACGACAUCUUCGAGCGCAUCGCCGGUGAAGCUUCUCGUCUCGCUCACUACAACAAGCGCUCCACCAUCACAUCUAGAGAGAUCCAGACCGCCGUGCGUCUGCUGCUGCCCGGUGAGCUGGCCAAACACGCCGUGUCUGAGGGCACAAAGGCUGUGACCAAGUACACCAGCUCCAAGUGAGGCGUGAACUGAUCUCAACUACCCCAACGGCUCUUUUAAGGGCCACCCAUAUUCUCGUCUAAAGAGCUUUGUUUACAUGUUACGUAUGUCUUGUCUUUUGUUAAAAAGACUAAUAUUUUUUUUAGUAUAUUAUAGUACAGAACACACCGUUGCAGAUCAAGUGAGACUUCAGAGUUAUUCUAAAAUAUUGGUUUAAAAAAAUGCUGAUACAAAAUACAUGCACUUAAGCAUCAUACAUUGGGCUUUAUGCGUAUAGUUUAAAAAAUUCUAAAGGUUUUAUUGUGCAGAACUAAUAAUUGUGCGAAAAUUACCAGGAGUGUGCUUUGUUACAUAUUAACUUUGUUCAAAACGGUGGUAGUGUAUUUCAGGGUUUGUUAAAAAAUAGAACCAUUCAAAAGAACAGCAUUUAUUUACCAUUAUGUUUCAUGAUUUUUGUUAAAUAAUUGUAUAAAACUGUCUCAAACCUGUUUAUCUGCAUGUUAGAAUGAUUUAGAAUCAUGUGACACUGAAGACUCAUGAUGCCAAAAAUAUAGCACUGGAAAAAAAAACAGGAUAGAGAUAGAUAGUUACUUUGUAAUGCAAAAGUAAAUGAGGUGAGACUAAGGCAAAGGCAAAAUCUUUCCGUAAAACUGUAAUUUAUU
Labeo rohita (rohu) is the source of this 1031-nucleotide messenger RNA. RefSeq names its product histone H2B-like. The transcript has a single exon. Gene Ontology annotation, cellular component: nucleosome. The record is from RefSeq and is a predicted model, not a curated record. Lineage: Eukaryota; Metazoa; Chordata; Actinopteri; Cypriniformes; Cyprinidae. Bases 16 to 390 code for a protein of 124 amino acids. Gene Ontology annotation, molecular function: DNA binding; protein heterodimerization activity; structural constituent of chromatin.